AUGAGCCGCAGGUGGACUUUACCAAUAUAUAAGAUCGUCGUCUUGGGCGACGGCGCGGUCGGUAAGACCUGUCUCACCACAAGACUAUGCUUACAAUCAUUCGUCGACACGUAUGAUCCCACGCUGGAAGACAGUUAUCGCAAGCAAUGCGUCAUAGACCAACAGUCCUGCAUCCUUGAGGUCCUGGACACGGCGGGCCAGGAAGAAUACACAGCCUUGCGGGAACAAUGGAUACGCGACGGCGACGUGUAUCUGCUGGUAUACAGCAUAUCUUCUCGUUCGACCUUUGAAGGCAUUCGAAAGUUCUACCAGCAGAUUCUACAGGUCAAGAGAUGGUCAGACCAUGUGGAUUUGCCUAUCGUCUUGGUCGCAAACAAAUGCGACCUGCCCACACAGCGGAUCGUGUCGACGCAAGAAGGCGAAGCCAUGGCCAGGGAACUCAAGAUAGGGUUUUUGGAGACUUCCGCUAAGGAGGGUUUGAACGUUGAGAAAGCCUUCUAUGAAUCCGUGAGGCGGUAUCGGAGGAAGCACGAGGAGGAGAACCAUGCGGAUGGGACAGAGCGAAAAAACUCCAAGUCGAACAAUCCGAAGAGGACGACCAUCUUCAGGUUCAGCCAUUCUGGAUUUCAUAAUUCAAGUGUGCCCGCAGAAUCCAGAAGAUCAGUACAAUGCCCAUAG
Truncatella angustata is the source of this 678-nucleotide messenger RNA. Its product is annotated as ras-2 protein. Lineage: Eukaryota; Fungi; Ascomycota; Sordariomycetes; Amphisphaeriales; Sporocadaceae. The record is from RefSeq and is a predicted model, not a curated record. Gene Ontology annotation, cellular component: plasma membrane. The transcript has 3 exons. Gene Ontology annotation, molecular function: GTP binding; GDP binding; GTPase activity. Gene Ontology annotation, biological process: signal transduction. Bases 1 to 678 code for a protein of 225 amino acids.